This is a messenger RNA of Morus notabilis, 1465 nucleotides long. RefSeq lists its product as uncharacterized. Bases 17 to 886 code for a protein of 289 amino acids. The record is from RefSeq and is a predicted model, not a curated record. The transcript has 10 exons. Lineage: Eukaryota; Viridiplantae; Streptophyta; Magnoliopsida; Rosales; Moraceae.
CGAGCUUGAAGCUCUAAUGGUAAUGGAGAUGAAGAAUUCCAUGGCGAUUACUUCCUUUUCCUUCUUCUUCUUCUUCUUCUUCUUGGCGUUGCUUUUUCUUCAUGGGAUAGUCCCUGUUUCCUCUUCUUCGCCUCUCACGAGCAGAAACCAGGUCUAUGAAGAAUCUCCCGGUUCAAGAACUCUUAAGCAAGAUGAGGAACAUGUUCCUGAAGUACAUUGUUCUAGAGAAAGAAGUAGGGCAGCAUGGAAAAUUGUCGAGGAGUUCUUGAUGCCAUUCGUGGAACAAGAGCGCUAUCAGAUUUCAACCAAGUGUCGGCUUCAUCCUGACAACGACAUCUUUAGAUAUCAGGAGCAGCACAAGGUUCAUGUGGAUAUGAAUGAGUGGCAGUGUGGAUACUGUAAGAAAAGCUUCCGCGCUGAAAAGUUUCUUGAUCAGCAUUUUGACAACAGACACUACAAUCUUCUUAAUGUUAACGGAAGCAGGUGCAUAGCUGAUUUAUGUGGGGCGUUGCACUGUGACCAUGUGAUGAAUACAAAAUUGCCGAAAACCAAAUGCAAUCCUGCUGCUGUUGCAAGAAAUCGCCAUUUAUGUGAGAGUCUUGCUGAUAGCUGUUUCCCCGUUCAGCAGGGACCCUCAGCAAGCCGCCUUCAUGAGUUGUUUCUGCACCAAUUUUGUGAUGCUCUCACUUGCUCUGGGAAACAAAAACCUUUCUCCAGAGGAGGCAAGAAGCAAACAAGUAUACUAUACCUGGCUAGUUCAAUACUGACUUUGAUGCUGCUCCCCAUUUUCUAUGUUAUUGUUUUCUUGCACCAAAGAGAAAUGAAAAUGAGAAGCCAAGAGCUUAGGCGCAUCCCGCGAGCUGGACGAAAGAUAAAACCCUCAUAAGUCAUAAAUGCUCUUUGAACAAUCUAUUCGUUUGACAGACAAAAAGGAUAUGACAACGGUUUCCAUACACCAAUUUGCAUGGCGCUCACAAAUUUCGCUCGCACAUGUUUAUAUUGAACAAAGGCACAAUGGAGUAUAGAAGCGUCAAGAAAGCGUAUAUUGCAAGAAGCGAAACUUGCCAGAAAACCAAUUAGAAGCUACAUGAAAAUAUUGUUUUCCUAGUAAAAGUUCUGCUUGAUGAAAAAAAAAAAAUAAAAUAAAACAGCAUAAGUUUGUAAAAGAAGAGGGAUAUUAUCUCAAAAAAUCAAUGGUCUUUAACUCUUCUUUUCUGUACUACAAAUUAUUCAGUGUCAAUUGGAGCUCUCUUUUUGCUCUGUUUCCCCUUUCAUAAACAAGAAGGCACUGUAAUAUUCCAAUUAUUCUGCAAGCUGAUGCUUAAAUAUUCUGACCACGAUAAGAGCCCCAUCACCAUUUCUGCACAAAUAGAUUUGAUUUUCACAAUCAGCUACUUAAAUAAUGGCUACAGUCUAUAAUCCAUCAGAUUAGAAAGGCUUUCUAUAUUACUUAAAUUGGUCUUUU